Messenger RNA from Anopheles darlingi, 883 nucleotides. RefSeq lists its product as uncharacterized. The transcript is spliced from 2 exons. The coding region runs from base 64 to 702 and encodes 212 amino acids. The record is from RefSeq and is a predicted model, not a curated record. Lineage: Eukaryota; Metazoa; Arthropoda; Insecta; Diptera; Culicidae.
CUCGCUAUCCGACAGAUCUGCCCCUAGUGUUCCGUGCAUUCCUGUGCUGUGCAAACGUGAAACAUGAAGUUACCGGUGCUGCUGCUGGGUUGGGUCAUUUGCUACACGGCUACGGCCACUGAAUCGCCCGGAUUCUUCAUCAAACUGUCCAAAAGUGUACCGCGCAUCGGUCGUAGGGGUGAUCUGGAGAACUUCUUCCUUAAACAGUCGAAGAGUGUCCCACGAAUUGGACGACGUGCCGGUGGUUAUAUGGUUCUUCAUCGUGACGCGCCGAUUUCGCAGCAGGACUGGUUCGAACGCUACAUGAAAACGGUUAAACGUCCGGCACCCGGUGGACAAUCGAUGGGAUUGGAUGAUGCCGGCAAGUCGUACAAGAAGAUUCGUCCGCUCGAUCUGAACCACAUCAUUGACAUUCUAUCGGACGAUCUGUUCUUUGGAUCGGAUCUUAAGUUUAUCUCCUGGGAAGUGCUGGAUGAGGCCCUCGAGGAAGAUCCGGAGUUGCUGCAGAAGCUGUCCUCGCUAGCACGGGACAAGGAAGUGCAGCAGCUGAAACGAAUGCUGGGUGACCAUGGCGAAGAGCAAAUGCAAUACGUACCGCUCGAUCGGAAUGAGAUAAACGCGGCCAGCAGCCGAGCCUACAUGUACCGUGUGGAUCGUGCUGCAUCCGAACCGAACAAGGAGCGCAUCGAGUACCAACAGUAAGGACUACGACUGAUCGCGAUCGUGAACGUAAUGCCGGCCAGCCAGAGUUAGUGGGGAUUGAUCCGCAAAUCGUAACCAGAGCCAAGUGUAUUCGUUGUGUAUUUCAAGAAAUAAAUGUGCAGCACGUUUCUCAUACCCGGUUAUCAUUGUGUUCAACUGUGGCGUGGGAUUUCACUCCAAA